AUGGUCGUGUACAGUAUAUUCAUAUACUGCAGCGUUUGCUCCUCCUUGUGUUUCUCUUGGACGAUCAUAAAUCAAGGUAAUGUGAGGGAGAUUUCAGAAACAGAAGGCUACACUCAUACACACUUUCACGAUGAUGUACCAGACUCUGAAAUAAAUGACGAAGACGUAUUUACAUACAUAGAUUUGGAGGACAGUUAUCAACCAACCACUGAUGACUCGACUGAUUGGGAGUUUCUACGCGAUGGGGAGAAUUCCACAGAAAGAGAUUUUGUUGAUUAUAUUAAUGCUGAUAAUGGGGAAGCUGUUUUACAGACUGGACAAAACUUACGAAUGGCAGAAGACAGUCAUCGUCGUGUGAUGGCUGAUGUCGAAGUUCUGGCGGUAGUUGAUUACUGCCUUUACCGGAAGUACCUCCGAAAUAACCGCAACAACAAGAGGAAAGCUCAAGAGCAUAUCGAACGUUACUAUCGUAUUCUCUUCUCAAUGGUGAACCAACGAUUCUCUACCAUCCAAUCUCCGUUGCUGUCAGUCCACGUCAGCUUGGUCGGCAUUGUGAUUCCAAAGAACCGUGGUGAUGCUAGCUGGCUCGAGAACUCUGUGCUCUGGCCUCGGACUGUCCGCCAAGGUGUUGUGAAUGUGGAUACAGCUCUGAACAAGUUUCAGAUGUGGCUUCGAAGGAAAUACCCCGACCUACCUAAUUACGAUCACGCUGUAGCUUUCACAGGACACCGGUUAUAUAAAGGCCAAAGGAAAGUUGACGGUUUGGCAUAUAUCGGAACUGUAUGUCGAAGUUUGGAAGGAAAAUCCUCUUCAGUUGUAUAUGAUAACGGGGAUUUUCUUGCUGUAGGAAUCGCCACUCACGAACUUGGGCACAGUCUAGGUGCCACACACGACGGAGACCGCCUCAAUUCCGCCUGUUCAGCAGAUAUGGAUAACAUUAUGUCCCCUAGGCAGAGCAUCAAUGGAAAAGCAACAACGUCCAUGUUUUACUUCUCGGAAUGCAGCAUCAAACAGAUGGCAAGUCACCUCCAGUCUCGGAGAAGAUGUUUAACCUCAGGAACUAGAGAGGCGAACAUCCAAUCGAACAGCAUUUCUCCUGGUUCCAUAUACGGACUUACGAAACAGUGCCAGAUGGUAUUUGGUCCACAGUCCGAUUUCUGUCAGCGUGAUGGUCGCCAUGACAUGUGUGAACAACUCUGGUGCACUAAUCCCAGUAAUGCCCGGAUCUGCCAAACUAAGUCGCGUCUGGUAGCACUACCGGGCACAAUUUGUUCACAUCAGAAGAUAUGUCAUCUCGGUAACUGUGUGGAUCCGUCUUCAAUACAGAGGCAGACCAAUGGGUUUAAGUUCGCCAAGCCAACAUCAAUGAAAGAAUGUCCUGUUGGCGAUAAAGACCCCGCGUAUUGUACAUCUAUGGCCAAGAAGUAUGGACGUCAACUAAUAUGUGAGCACAAACUUAUAGGAGCUUACUGUUGUCAGACAUGCUCAAUGCUUAUGUAAACUUUGCGAAUGUGGUCACACGUGAUCAAUGGUUAUAUAAAAACAGAUCAUGAUCAUGGUUAGAGAAAUGUUUUAUUUAUGUAGUAAUAUGAACGUGUGGCUGUCUUACAUGUGGCUAUGAGCUUGAGACAAAAGAAACACCUGUCUAACCACUGUUAAACAUCAGUGUGAAACAGCUGCACUCUAACCUACUGAAACACGAAAAUGACUGUUUGGAUGCACAACUUUUCUGAAAAGAGCAAAUAUA
Messenger RNA from Ylistrum balloti, 1747 nucleotides. RefSeq names its product metalloprotease mig-17-like. Lineage: Eukaryota; Metazoa; Mollusca; Bivalvia; Pectinida; Pectinidae. Bases 1 to 1500 code for a protein of 499 amino acids. Gene Ontology annotation, molecular function: metalloendopeptidase activity. The transcript has 13 exons. Gene Ontology annotation, biological process: proteolysis. The record is from RefSeq and is a predicted model, not a curated record.